UUGGGGAAGUUUUCAAGUUUCAGGCUUUCACUCUUUAUCGCAGAGGCGACCAAAACUUUAAGGAAAAAAAAAAACAUUAGCAAAAAAGGUCAAAGCUGUGAGCCUCAGAGAGGAAAAAAAAAAUUGGGUCUUUGACUCUUUUUUAAAUUUAUUCAUACCCAUCACAGAUCAGCUAAUGAUAUGGAGAUGGAAGAGAUUGUAGAAGAAGAAACCAGUGGAAAACAUGAAAAUAUGGUGGAAAUUACUGUUAAAACCAUUGGUCCUGCUCGUCCUUCUCGCCUUCAUGUCCCUUCUUCCAUCAAAGUUCUUGAUUUGAGAAAAUUGAUAGCUCGAAAGAAUCAUUUACCGGUUGAGAAUUUGAAGCUUAUCUUACAAGGAAUGGUAUUACAUGAUCGUGAAGAUGAAGAUGACAUUUAUGUGCGAUUCAAUGAUGAUGAUUACCUCAUCGUUGCUGUCAAACCAAAAGCACCAGUUGGACUCGAUAUUGAUGACGAUGAUGAAGAUUUGAAAUUUCAGCUCCCACAAUCAACAAGCCAGUGGAAGAAGAAGCUUUACUCUUUUUUACGUAACAGAAUGAAGCUUCCCGAUAUCGUUUUGAUGGCAAUAUUUUCUCUUGGUCUUAAGGCGUGGGCUCUUAUUAUAUUAUGGUUUACACUAGCACCUAUUGCUCAUAAAUUGGAUCUUGGACCAUUAUAUAUACUCGGUACCGGCUUUUGUUUAAUUUUCCUAAAUCUAGGACGGCGACAACCUGGUGAUGUCAGUGCAUAUUCCAUCUUCAAUGAAGAUUUUAGGGAGCUUCCUGGUACACUCAAUGCAGAUGCAAUAGAUAGGGACAUAAGGACAGGUCAAUUUUGAGUAUGUAUCGAUUAUCAAAACGAUUACGUCGUAAAUAUGUCUUGUCCUCCUUCGACAACACGAAAUUGUAAAAAAUUCAACAUUGUUCUUUAAAGAGUGUUUGGUAUGAUGAAAAGAAUUUAACAA
Molecule: messenger RNA, 981 nt
Organism: Gossypium arboreum
Lineage: Eukaryota; Viridiplantae; Streptophyta; Magnoliopsida; Malvales; Malvaceae
Exons: 7
Coding region: 181-855 (224 amino acids)
Molecular function (GO): protein binding
Source: RefSeq, a predicted model, not a curated record